Saxophila tyrrhenica is the source of this 1164-nucleotide messenger RNA. RefSeq lists its product as uncharacterized. The record is from RefSeq and is a predicted model, not a curated record. The coding region runs from base 1 to 1164 and encodes 387 amino acids. Lineage: Eukaryota; Fungi; Ascomycota; Dothideomycetes; Mycosphaerellales; Extremaceae. The transcript has a single exon.
AUGGCGUCCCCUCACGUCGGCGCUUCGGCAAACAGGCGUCCCAAAGAAACAGAUCAGGAAGAGUUCGCCUUACAAGAACUCCGCAAAAGCGUCCACGUCCAUACAACCGAUACCAACCCUUUCCUCACACCCGCCGAAUCAAUGGAAGAAGUCGAAGAGCAACUAGAAGAAGACGAUGAUCUCGACUCGCCCGUCAAAUCGAAAUCGCAUCCUCGCCAUCCAUACGGCCGAUUCAACAGCGACAGCACGACCAACUCUCGCCAAAAACCUAUGCCCGAACCACGAAGACAUUCCCGAAUCAACCUGCUCACACCACCGCAAAGCCCUAUCCCCAAUGCGCCUCUCGUGAUAUGUCUCCACGGCAGCAACGACUCCUGCAUGCGCUCGUGGUUGAGUCUGAUCGAAGUCCUCUAUAAAUCCGGCCACCGCGUACUCCUCUACGACCGUCCUUCGCAAAACCCACACGCCGGCCAGGGCGCGGAUUUGAAACCUCAUCGCGCGGUGUCAGAGCUGUGCUCGUAUUUAUACAGCAUGGAGCUCCGCGGCCCCUUCGUCUUCAUCGCGCACUCCUACGGCGGCUGCAUCGCGCGACUCUUCCUACAGCAGAAACCGAAAGAGGUAGCAGGGAUGGUGCUCGUAGAGACAGGCCAAGAGACAGCACUCGCGCCUGCGGUGGAGGAGGAACAAUACAAACGACAAAUCUUACAAGAUGCGCCUUUAAGCGUCGUACGUGGGAACACUCUGCGCAAGAAACAAGACGAAUGGGUCAAAGCAGCCGCUAUGGCGCGGACAGAAGCGCAAAAGGAACAACUCGAACCACAACGACUGAUGCUCGAGCGCUGGGAGCAAGAAGACGAGAAGAUGAAGCGGAGACAAUUAAGUUUGAGCAAGAGGAGUCGAUACACGCAGGUUCCGAACGUGGGACAUCAUGUGAUACGAGACAGGCCGGAGGCAGUGGUGGAGGAGGUGAAGUGGGUGAUGCAGGAGAUUGCGGCGUCGGGUGUCACGGUUGGGACGAGACCGAUGAUGGCGACAAGGCCGAGCUACAGUAGUCAGGCGAGUGGGUUGAGCAGGAGUGUGAGUAGUGCUGGGGCGGGGUUGAAGAGGGGUUUGAGUACAAGGUUGCAGAGGACGUUUUCGAGGAAGGGGAAGGCGAGUGCUUGA